UCAGAUGCUUGGCGGAGCUGGAUUCAACCUAAUUCAAUGUUGCUAUCUUGCACAAGACAUCAGUCAGUUUUCAGAAAUACCGUACGUAAUGUAGCACUUCUAUCUAAAAGGUCACCAGACAUCAAUCUGAGCCCACUCUCCUUCAGUGACUUUUCUCACUGCACAAGAUGUAAGCCGGCUUGUGUCUUGUCAAGAAAAUGUUUUAAUGCUAAAGAAACUGCUGACCUACAUAAAGACUUCCACACAACAUCCCGAGUCCUAGCCUUGCCAAUCCCUCUCAUUUGGAUUCUGCUGAAGCCCCUCAAGAAAAUUUUGACAAUGAUUCUUGGCAGGAGCAUACGGAAAUGGUGGCAGGCUCUCCCACCUGACAAGCAGGUGGAGCUCAAGGACAAGGCGAAAAGGAACAAGUGGAGCAUUUUGCUCAGUUUAUGCGGCCUGUCAGGUGUGAUUGGAAUAUAUUUCUGGACCCACCUGGAUAAGAGUCCGAUCACAGGCCGCAGACGCCUACUGGUGUUCAGCAAACGACAGUUCCUGCGGCUGGCUGAAUUUGAGCACCAGUCGGUGCUGGAGAAGUACAAGGAUAAAUUUCUGCCUACGACUGAUCCAAUCUACAAGUCCAUUCAGUUGGUUUUCAACCAUUUGGUUGAGAAAAACAAAGAUAUACCGGGAAUUACUGAGACCAAGUGGAUUCUUAAUGUUGUGGAUGAUUCAGAGAUAAAUGCCUUUGUCUUGCCAAAUGGGCAGGUGUUUGUUUUGAUGGGACUGUUGAAAGCUGUGGCAGACACCGAUCAACUGGCUUGUAUUCUCGGUCAUGAGAUGGCUCAUUGUCUCCUUGCACAUGGGGCUGAACAUGCAAGUAUUAUUCAGCUCCUUGAUUUUGUGUCCCUCAUUUUUCUGACACUUAUUUGGGCUGUGUUCCCUCGGGACAGUCUUGCCCUCCUGGGGCAGUGGAUUCAAGGCAAACUGAUCCAGUACAUGUUUGAUAGACCCUACAACCGAAAACUGGAGAUUGAAGCUGAUGAAGUUGGACUGCAACUUGCUGCUAAGGCAUGCGUGGAUGUGAGAUCCAGCAGCGUAUAUUGGCAGCAACUGGAGUUGAUAAAGAUUGCUACUGGAACAUGUCAAAUUCCUGAAUGGUUUUCCACACAUCCGUCAAAUCAACACCGAAUUCAACACCUAGACAACCUGAUUCCUAAGGCUCUCAAGCUGCGAGAGGACUGUGGUUGCCCUUCCCUGCCGAGUAUAGACCCACGGUUGGUUUUCAAGCUUAGCAUGGAGGAACUGAUGAACCGUUUGAAGAAAUGGGAUGAACCAAUCUGCACAGUUUCUGGAGACGAGCAGCUACCUCCACAACGUGAACUUGAGCCAAUCUUCAUGAAGAGAAUACCUGCUGUAGUUGCAGUACAGGCACUCCAAAACACAGUCAGCUCUCAGAAUUAAAUGUAUUUGAUAUCAUGCACUGCAAAUAAGCAAUUUGUGUUUCUAAGUUAACUGAAAAGAGGGAAUUGGAAAUAAUGUGGUUCUAAAAACAAUUAUUUUGUGUAAUCUUGAUUUUUUUUAGGGUUCUUCUGGUUGUUCUUUGAUUGUUUCUUCAGUUGGGAAUGGUUUUGUUUUGUUCUAUGUUCAAUGUGGAAAAUCUACUACUUGGGGAA
Messenger RNA from Leucoraja erinaceus (little skate), 1652 nucleotides. It is a transcript of the gene oma1, whose product is annotated as OMA1 zinc metallopeptidase. The transcript is spliced from 8 exons. Gene Ontology annotation, biological process: protein quality control for misfolded or incompletely synthesized proteins; mitochondrial protein processing. The coding region runs from base 37 to 1440 and encodes 467 amino acids. Gene Ontology annotation, cellular component: mitochondrial inner membrane. Gene Ontology annotation, molecular function: metalloendopeptidase activity. The record is from RefSeq and is a predicted model, not a curated record. Lineage: Eukaryota; Metazoa; Chordata; Chondrichthyes; Rajiformes; Rajidae.